Molecule: messenger RNA, 928 nt
Organism: Helianthus annuus (common sunflower)
Lineage: Eukaryota; Viridiplantae; Streptophyta; Magnoliopsida; Asterales; Asteraceae
Product: mitochondrial import receptor subunit TOM20
Exons: 6
Coding region: 148-753 (201 amino acids)
Biological process (GO): protein insertion into mitochondrial outer membrane
Cellular component (GO): mitochondrial outer membrane translocase complex
Molecular function (GO): protein binding
Source: RefSeq, a predicted model, not a curated record
CAAAAAAAUAGGGCUUAAUCUCGGGUGGCCCUAUGCGCUGACGUGUGUAAAACGUCACGCACCUACAUAAAACCCUGUAACCACGGCUUCCUCUUCUUCUUCAUAAACCCUAGCCUGUUCAUCAAGAAAACAAAACAUCGAUCAACAAUGGAUCCGACUCAAAUUGAUUUCGAAAGGAUCAUGAUCUUCGAACAUGCUCGUAUCACCGCCGAAGCUGCAUACGCCAAGAACCCUUACGAUGCCGAUAAUUUGACAAAAUGGGGUGGAGCUCUGCUAGAAUUAUCACAACUUGGAGAUAUUCACGAAUCAAAGAGCAUGAUUAAAGAUGCUAUUUCUAAGCUGGAUGAGGCUUUGUCUAUUAACCCUGCGAAACACGAGGCUUUGUGGUGCUUAGGAAACGCGUACACUGCGAAUGGAUUUUUAAACCCUGAUCAUGAUGAGGCUCAGAUUCAGUUUGAUCAAGCAGCUGAAUGUUUUCAAAAGGCGGUGAAUGAGUGUCCAGGGAAUGAACAUUAUCUACAAUCAUUGGUUAACUCUUCUAAGGCACCUGAUUUGCACAACGAGAUCGUCAAACAAGGAGUGUUUAAUCAACCCCAACCGUCUUUAGGCGCAGGACCUGCUGCUUCAUCAAAGGCAAAGAAACCUGCGAAUAAGAAGAGCAGUGAUUUGAAGUACGAUAUAUGCGGAUGGAUAAUUCUUGCAGUUGGAAUUAUGGCUUGGGUAGGUAUGGCCAAAUCUCAUACGCCACAAUAAGAAUUUCUUUUGGUCCCUUUUGUAAGUUGGAAGUUUUUUUUUAACAUUAGAGAAGAAGUUAUAUGUUAUUAGACUAUUCACACAUGGUUAAGAUUUGUAUCAUUUGCGCGUCUUUUGAGAGGUUAUACCGCACAAUGCUAAUCAUGAAUGUGCAGUUCUUAAUGCAAUUAGCUCA